AUGACGUCGAUUUCGCGGCAUGACGUGAACGCGCUGCUUAGGCAGGUCCAGGGCAACUCUCUGUUCAAUAGACAACUCUCAUCCAUCUGCCAAGUAAAUGGGCUCAAGAGCACCGGCGUCAAAGCUGAGCUUCAGCGACGCAUCGUACAACUGAUAAACGAAACGGUUACCAGCAACGAUGUCGUACGAUUCCAUCAGAUCCGCCACAGCAUCCUCAGGGCCUUUCAAGAGCGAGCGAGUCCUGCCAAGGCCGCGACGGCUAGAAGCAACGGGUCUACAGCACAACCUGCUCUGCCUACAUCCGCGUCAUCGUCGUCAUCCUACGGCACCAGUAGUUAUUCUGGACAACGGGCAUAUGGACAAGUCUCGGCAAAUGGAGUUCCGGCAUCUUCGUAUGGAACGUAUAGUUUCUCGUUCAAGCCAAGCCCUUUCUAUUACGUUGAAAGCGCUGUGAGCGUGUUGCGCACCUCCAUGGCACAGCAUAGGAACUCUGUCACCAUCCCAUUGAGGUUAAGCGACCACCCCGUUUUGCAGCGAUGCAACGAGGACAAAUCAUACAGAAUCAUGGUGUUUUGUGCUAGCGACGACAGCGGCGUACAAGACGUUGCGUUCCCACACCAGUCCGAGCUUCGGGUAAAUGGCGACGAGAUCAAGGCCAACCUCCGAGGUCUCAAGAACAAGCCCGGCUCAACGAGGCCAGUCGACAUAACCAACGCUCUCCGCCUAAGGGGAAAUUACAUGAACAACAUUGAGUUUACAUAUGCGCUGACGAACAGGGUAAGGUUUCUGCUAACACUAUUCUGUUCUUGGCAGAAAUUCUACCUCAUCGUCAACCUUUGCAAGACCACUUCAGUUCCUGAAUUGGUCACGACAAUAUCCAACCGUAGAAAGAUUUCUGAAGAAUCGGUGAUAUCUGAGCUGAAUAAAAUAGCACAAGAUCCAGAUGUUGUAGCGACAUCUCAGGUGCUAUCCCUCAAAUGCCCUCUAUCCUACAUGAGAUUAGAAGUGCCUUGCCGCAGCUUGAGCUGUACACAUUUGCAAUGCUUUGACGCAACAUCUUACUUGCAGCUUCAGGAGCAAGGUCCACAAUGGCUGUGUCCUAUCUGCAACAAAUCAGCGCCAUUUGACCAACUAGCUGUUGAUGGCUACGUCAAGGCCAUUCUGGAAAAGACGUCAAAGAGCCUGGAAACCGUGACCAUUGAGCCAAAUGGCAGGUGGUCUAGCAAACCACCCAAGGAGGAAUCAUCAUCCAGGCCAAAUGGGGCAGCACUUGAGGACGACGAUGACGACGACGAUUUGGAGGUAUCCGAAAUCAGCAUUACCGGCCGUCGAAUAGAAACGCCCAAGAAAAAUAUGACGUCCUACACAGAGAUGAGCUCUGGUGGUAGAGACGGUCACUCGGCCCCGCGAACCGGCUCACACAGCGCCAAACGACCAGCGCCAGCAGUUAUCGACCUGACGCUGUCGUCUGACGACGAAGAGCCCAUCCAGCGGCCACAUAAACGGCAACACACGGGAGGAAGCAGCUAUCGCGGCUCGUCGAGCCUCCCGUUCCUGAGCGAAUCACCCAGCAACUAUCCGUCGUAG
Molecule: messenger RNA, 1587 nt
Organism: Trichoderma harzianum CBS 226.95
Lineage: Eukaryota; Fungi; Ascomycota; Sordariomycetes; Hypocreales; Hypocreaceae
Exons: 6
Coding region: 1-1587 (528 amino acids)
Biological process (GO): protein sumoylation
Molecular function (GO): zinc ion binding; SUMO ligase activity
Source: RefSeq, a predicted model, not a curated record